AUGUUCAGACAAAGAGUUGUUGAGAAUCCAGAAUCAUCAGCUGUGGAGUCUUGGGACGGCCAGCUGACAUACCUGGAGCUGGACAACCUGUCCUCACGUGUCUGCUCACUACUGCUUGAAGCAGGAGUUCGCCAUGGGGACUGUAUCCCUCUCUGCUUUGAGAAGACGCUCUGGACCGUGGUGGCUAUGCUUGGCGUUCUGAAGAGUGGCUGUUCAUUCCUACUUAUGGAUGUCUCGCACCCCACAAGUCGACUACGGACACUAUCUGAGGAAACCAAAGCCAACAUCGUCCUCAGCUCCGCUGCUCAGGAAGAAAAGGCAACAGCUUUGGCACCCCGCAGCAUUGUGGUGUCUGCUUCCUCCCUAUCUUCUCCUGCAGAAAGCCAGGAACAUGACGUUCAAGUUGCUCCAUCCGAUGUAGCGGCUGUGAUCUUCACAUCAGGAACAACGGGCACGCCGAAGGGAAUUCAACUUGAGCAUCAGUCGAUAUGUUCCAGUCUAUCGGCUUUGGCAACGUUUUCCGGUAUCGACAGUCAAACUCGAUACUUCCAAUUCUCGUCUUACGCGUUUGACGCCGGGUUUGGAGAAAUUCUCAUGACGUUGAUGCGUGGUGGGUGCGUUUGCAUUCCCUCCGAUGCUGAUCGUCUGAACAACUUGGCACAAUCGAUUCGCAGCUUCAACGCCAAUGCUGUUCUUCUUACGCCAACUGUUGUGCGAUUGUUAUCACCAUCGGACGUUCCAUGUCUGAGAACUCUCAUUUCUGGAGGAGAGAAAGUUACUCAGGACAUCGUAGGGCUCUGGGCAGAGAAGCUGGACUUGAUCAUCGUUUAUGGCCCUGCAGAGACUACCGUCGCAUGUAUCGCCAAGAGGGCCCGUCCUGCGAAUGAUGAUGCGGUAAGGAUCGGGUUUCCUGUCAACAGCCGUGCUUGGAUAGCACGCUUGGAUGACCCGACUCAGCUUGCCCCGGUAGGUGCUAUCGGUGAGCUGGUGGCGGAAGGUCCGGGCAUCGCGCGGGGAUACGUCAAUAACACCUCCAGCAACGCAGAGUUAUUCUUCAACUCUCCACCGUGGGCCAAAGAUUGGGAGUCCGGUGUACCUUCGAUGGGGCGGAGUUAUCGAACUGGUGACCUCGUCCGGUACGCCGAGGACGGAGAGAUCGUUUUCAUCGGUCGACGUGACCGCCAGGUCAAACUCCGCGGCCAAAGAAUCGAGCUUGAAGACAUCGAGACGAAGUUGAAGCAACACCUUCGACUCCCCGACGCAAACAUACUCCUGGAGGUCCUCGGUGUGCACGGAACUGACAACUUGGUGGCUUUUCUUCAUCAUCCCAAGCUUCAGAACAUACCCAAAGAGAUCAGCCUUGAGAUCGAAGGACUUCGUGCACGAAUUUCAGAAGUGCUUCCUGCCUACAUGUGUCCCGUCGCGUGGAUACCUCUGAAGGAAGUUCCCCUGGGGCCCACGGGAAAGCUUGACCGGCGGAAGCUCCUGAGCCUCGGAAACGAAUUCUUUCUCAGGAUAGGAACCGGCAAUGAAGAAGACAAAGACCUUUCGUCCAUAGAGUCCACGCUGGCCCGGAUUUGGAGACAACUUCUUCCGUCUGCUCAGAGUCUCACGCCAGACGCCAACUUCUUCCAACUCGGUGGAGACUCGCUCCGAUGUAUGAAACUCGUUUCGAUGGCGAACGACGAAGGUUUCCAUUUGACAAUGGAGAAGGUGUUUAAGAGCCCGACGUUGUCUGGUAUGGCCGUCUCCAUGCAGGAAGUUGCUGCCGCCGCAGACAAUACUCACGAAUCCGAUCCGAGCGCCAUCCCGGUAUCAACGGCAACUACACGAGGUGAUCUUACGAGAUUCCGGUUCUUGCUGCAAGAGUACGGCUUUGGUUAUGACGAAGUCACAAGUGUCUUUCCUUGCUCCUCCCUUCAGGCGGGAUUAUUUUCGCUUUCGAUGGCGUCACCCUCUUUAUAUUCGAGCCAGUUUGUUUUCGAGUUCUCAGGUGCUGUGGACCUCGCAAGGUUCAAGGAAGCAUGGGAGGCUGCGACUGCUGCCUUCCCAAUCUUGAGGACAGCAAUCAUUCCUUCUUCUUCCAGCCUUGUUCAGGUGGUUUUUCGACACCACGCGGAGUGGACUGAGAUCAAACAAGAUCUUGCAUCUUUUCUGGCUGCAGACAAGGCGGUUCCUUUCGAGCCGGGUCAGCCUCUCGGUAGGCAUUACCACGUCCAAGACCCGUCAUCUGGCCAGUUCCAUUUUGUCUGGACGCUUCACCACGCCGUUUUUGACGGUUGGAGCUUGGGACCUGUGGUUGAUCACAUACGCCGUCAUUAUUUUUCUCACUCAAACACUGUGAAGCCAACGGGGAGUUUCCGGGAAUUCGUGCAGUUCUGCGAGGGUCUGAAUCAAGAUGAAUGCGUUUCAUUCUGGAGGAAUGAGCUCAGGAACGCACCAACGCCGUCAUUCCCCAACUUCCCGAAGACCGGACAUCUGGCUGCAGACACAUCCUGUUUGCGACGCACCAUGACAGCUCCGACAACGGCCAAGACAACUACAACGGUUCUUGCCAGAGCAUCGUGGGCCCUACUUCUUUCAGAGUACGAGGGCUCAGGCGACGUCACAUUCGGAAACUCACUUCACGGACGCAACUCUUUGCCUCUUAAGCUGCAAGAUGUCGUCGGGCCUACCAUCACGACUUUACCGGUUCGGGUGAGGAUUGACCUUGCGCAGACGGUCUCUGGUUUCUUGAGUAGUCUUCAAGAGCAGUUCUCAUCCAUGAUCCCGUAUGAACAAUUUGGCCUGUCCCGCAUUCUUGGAAUAGAUCAAGGCAUUCAGAAUGCCGCCUCGUUCCGUACUCUCUUGAUUGUCCAAGUUGCGGAUACCAAGUCAGUGGAGGAACAAGGCAUCAGACUGGAGGAGGUCGAGCGAUCUCUUCACGAAUACCCACUGGUUCUCACACUUGAGCCUGGUGACUCUCAGAUCGUGAUAGUCGCCACCUUCGACAGCAAUGUCAUCUCGCCGGCUCAGGUUCAACGUAUUGUUGAACAAUUCGAGCAGACAUUCCAUGAACUCAGCACAGUGCCUGCAGAUACCAAGGUCGGCGAACUAGACCUCGCGAGCAAGGCAGACAAAGCAACCAUGUUUGGAUGGAAUGCUAGACAUCAUAAGGCUUACGAGGUUUGCGUUCACGAGCUGAUCCGAGAGCGAGUGAGGCACUCCCGAGCUUCGCCAGCCAUCUAUUCCAACGACGGCACCAUGGACUACGCGACCUUGGACAGGCUUUCCGACGGCUUGGCGGGAGAGAUGAUGCGAUCCGGCGUCAUGCCAGGUGACACUGUCGGCGUUCUUUUCGAAAAGUCACAAUGGGCGAUAGUGAGCAUCUUAGCCGUUGUCAAAGCGGGCGCUGCCUUCGCGCCAUUUUCACCGGCUUAUCCGCGAGCUCGUCUUGAAGGUAUCGCCAGCGACGCCGGUAUCAAAGUCGUUCUUUGCUCUCCUCUACAAAAGGAAGCCUUUCCCGAACCACGCUGGCGGACCAUUGUCGUUUGCGACGACACAGCCUACUUUUUCACACCCGCCGCUCCCGUCUACGGCAAGGUCGCGACUCCAGACAGCCUGCUUUACGUCCUCUCAACAUCGGGAACCACAGGAACCCCGAAGAUAUUCGGUGUUCAACACAAGAGCUUCGCAACUGGUGCUAUAGCUCGCGCGCCUUUGCUCAAGCGUGGUCCAGACUCUCGCGUAUUGCAGUUCGCACCAUAUGCCUUUGACCCCAGUGUCGAGGACAUCCUGACCACCCUCAUGUUCGGCGGCUGCAUCUGCGUGCCAUCCGAAGAGGACAUUAUGGGCGAUAUCAGCGCCUUCAUGAAGACUGCCCGAGUCAACUUCGCCAACAUCACACCCUCAGUGGCUUACACGUUAAAGCAGGACGAGUUGCCGGACUUCAAGACACUGCUCCUCUCCGGAGAAGCCCCCGACCAACUUCUGGUGGACAAGUGGGACGGCCUGGUACAACUCAUGAACGGUUAUGGACCGAGCGAGUGUUCCGUCAAGUGCGCCAUCAACUGCAAUCUGUCCCGCAAUGACCCCAGGAACAUUGGUCACAGUGCCGGAACCAGCUUGUGGGUUGUGAGGCCAGACAACCACAAUCGACUCACUCCCCUCGGGGCUGUCGGUGAGCUCGUCAUCGAGAGUCCACACCUGGCCACCGGCUACAUGAACCGUCCCGAAGCCAACGACGAGAAGUUCAUCCUCAGCCCCCCGUGGUUGAGAGACUUCCGAGACGGCCACAUCACCAGGAUGUACAAGACGGGCGAUCUCGUAAGAUACAUGGAGGACGGCAGCAUCUUAUAUAUCGGCCGCGGGGACAUGCAGCUGAAACUGCACGGCCAGCGUCUUGAGGGUGAGGAGGUGCGUCAACGCAUCCAGGACGCUCUGCUCAAUGCGCAGCUCCAGGUGAUCGUCGAUAUCGCAAGGUUCGAGGGCCAGGAUUCCGACGUUCUCGUCGCUUACCUGGCUCAGAAAGGAGAGUACCGCGGAGGCGACAUGGACAUCGAUCACGUCCUGCAGCAGCACCUGGCGGACAUGAAGGAAGACAUGAUCCGCCAAAUCAGCGCUACUCUGCCAAAGUACAUGAUUCCAUCCGUGUUUCUGGCAUUGACAAAUAUUCCGGUUACAUCGAAUGGCAAGGCGGAUCGCCGCGCACUCAAAGCAUACGUUGCGCGACAGCGUCUCGGGCCUCAUCUGCUCCUUUCUGGGGAAACCACGAUCCAGCCACCUGUUUCUGAAACGGAGAGGCUGCUGCACACUCUUUGGCAAAAGCUCUUGGGAUUGAACGGCGAGCAGUUCGGUACGAACUCCAACUUCUUCGAGCUUGGCGGCAGUUCCUUGGCGGCUAUCAAGCUGGCGUCUGCGGCUCGAGAUCUUAGAUAUAAUCUUUCCGCACCGAUCAUCUUCAAGAACCCCGUACUGUCCGCCAUGGCUGCACAUAUCGUACCUCUGAAGGAGACACGAACAUCCGGCCCCUCGAAAUUCGGUUUACUGGGAAAGAUCGAACGCAGUGUCCGUCAACUCAACAAAAGUCUACUGGCUCACAACAUCAGAGAAGAAGACGUCGAAGAUGCUUAUCCCCUCACGAGACAACAGCAACGCUACAUGGAAGGAGAAAUGAUUUCACCAGGGGGUACAACUCACCGGCACAUCAUGCAACUUCCGACCGACAUCGACUUGAUCAGACUUGAGGCUGCUUUGCGACGUGUUGUGCAGUCGAAUUCCGUUUUACGGACUCGAAUUAUCCCGGUUUCAUCACAAUUCGUCCAGGUUGUGCUGAAAGAAGACUUUGCCUGCCGUCACGUCGGAGCCCUGUCCUCACUCGUUGCCGAGGAUCGAAAGGUAUCUUGGGGUCUCGGACAGCCGCUUUCACGUUUCAGCAUUGUAAACGGGGGCAAAUCUGAAGAUAGUUGGCUUGUCUGGUCAAGCGCCCACGUUGUCUUCGAUGGCUGGUGUCGCAAGUUGCUGUUGGAAGAGAUCGACCUGGCCUACCACCACAACGACACCCCGGCGGAGCGACCGCAGUACAGCAGGUUCAUCGAGUAUGUCUACGGUUUGGAGAAGACCGAAACUGUUUCAGCUCUUGAAAAUGAGCUCGAAAACACCAAAUUUUGGAGUUACUUCACCUUGGACGGCACAAAGGCUCCAGGUAUCACCCACACUCUGUCCCUCGCCAUCGACUUCCCGGCAACUCUACCAGCAGAACUUUCUUAUGCAACCGUGAUGCUCACAGCCUGGUCGGUAGCUGCAGCACGCGUCGAAGGACACCAACACUUCCUAUUCAACCUCCUUUUAGGUGGUCGAGAUGCCGAGUUCACGGGAAUCGACAGGCUCAUGGGCCCGGUAAGCUCCACAGCUCCCUUGGCAACCAGCAUCAACCAUGACUUGACUUUCCGGAAGACUGUGGAACACGUGCAAAAGCGAAUAGAUGCGGCCGGGAGUUUGCAGCACCUGGUCCAGUUCAGUGAGAAGCUGCGCCAGUCUCUGGCCGCUGUCCCUGUCGUCGUCGUGCAUCCUGGCGAUGAUUACGAUGAAGCUGCAACCGAACAUCUCGGGUUGGUCAGAAGCCGCGUCGAAACGGUGCGGCCGUUGGUGGACGCCAUGUUCAUGAAUUUCUGCCUUCGCCCCGGCAAUGUCGGGGUUGAUCUCAUCAUGACAAUUGACUCCGGCUUUUUCCCAGAGGACAAGGCAAUCAGAUACCUUGACUGCGUGGAACAGGUUCUCAAUCGUGUUUUCGCUCCAGGAGGCUUGGAUCUGACUAUCGAUGAAUUGGAGCUGGGUUCGGGUGCUACUCCGAGCUCUGUAUUGAUAAACAAAGAGGUAGUGUGA
Molecule: messenger RNA, 6363 nt
Organism: Colletotrichum karsti
Lineage: Eukaryota; Fungi; Ascomycota; Sordariomycetes; Glomerellales; Glomerellaceae
Product: putative nonribosomal peptide synthase
Exons: 1
Coding region: 1-6363 (2120 amino acids)
Biological process (GO): secondary metabolite biosynthetic process; amino acid activation for nonribosomal peptide biosynthetic process
Cellular component (GO): cytoplasm
Molecular function (GO): catalytic activity; phosphopantetheine binding
Source: RefSeq, a predicted model, not a curated record